This is a messenger RNA of Calliphora vicina (urban bluebottle blowfly), 1788 nucleotides long. Its product is annotated as transcription factor grauzone-like. Lineage: Eukaryota; Metazoa; Arthropoda; Insecta; Diptera; Calliphoridae. Gene Ontology annotation, cellular component: nucleus. Bases 89 to 1741 code for a protein of 550 amino acids. Gene Ontology annotation, molecular function: zinc ion binding; DNA-binding transcription factor activity. The transcript has 5 exons. The record is from RefSeq and is a predicted model, not a curated record.
UAAAAACAAAUCGAGUUAUUUUUUGGUUUUUUGUUUUAUUAAAUAAAAAAUUUAAGCCUUUUGAGCUUAAUUUUCUACCCAGGGCAGUAUGCUGUGUUGUGUAUGCUUAUUGGAAAACCCUAAUAAUAUGGGUAUAUUUGAUGAUAUAGGCAAUCAACUUAAAAUAGCUGAAGUCAUAGACAAAUACCUAUGGUUUAAACCUGAACCUGACAACACUUUAACAACACAAAUUUGUACAAGUUGCUGGCAUAAAAUAGAUGAUUUUCAUAUAUUUUACCAAAGUGUGGAGAAAACCCAUAAAGAAUAUGAGCAUAGUGCAUCAUAUGAUAUUAAAAGAGAAGUUCUAUGUACUAGUCCAAUAAAACUAGAGCAAGACUAUAAAGAGGAAGAGGAAGCAAUUAAUAAUACGGAUGAUGCUAUUGAUAUUGAUGAAAAUAUUCAGAUAAAAAAUCCAUUGGAAGAAAAUUACCUUAAGGAUGAAGAAUUCAACGACGAAUCAAAUGAUGAUGACUGUGGAACUUCUGAUGACUAUGAACCUUCUAUUUCAAGCGAACAGGACUUUUCAAUGGAUGAAGAAACGGUCAAUGAUAAAGACGAAGAGCUUCAGAAUGAUACCAUCGUAAAACAAAAUACUAGAUCUAAACGACAUAGAAAUUUGGAAAAGGACAAAGCAAUUGCAAAAAAGAAAAGGAUUGUUCAACGUUUAGAUCCCAUACAUACGGAAGAAAUGAUUAAGAAACAUAUUCCCAUGGGUUGUAAUUUGUGUGUUUUUGUGGGUACAACUUUUUCGGAUAUUGUGCAACAUUUUAGAAAUGUUCAUCCUAAAGUUAGACCGUAUAUAAUGUGUUGUGAUAAAAAGUUGUCGAAACGUUUUUUUGUGGCUCAGCAUGCUUUAAAACAUGAAGAUCCGAAUUGUUUCCGGUGCGAUGAAUGCAGUAAGUCCUUUACCACAAUUAGUGGCCUUCGAACCCACAACUUAAGUUACCAUGCCCGCAAUGAGGACCUCAUUUACGCUUGUGAUAGUUGUCCGAAAAAGUUUGCUCGUAAAAAUUUAUUAGAAUUACAUCAAACUUCACACAUACCAAAAGAACAAUGGGAAUACAUUUGUAAUAUAUGUCCAGACAAAAAAGCAUUUGCAAGUUCAUAUUUAUUAAAUGUACACACAAGCAUGAAGCAUAAAAGAGAAAUAAACAUUUGUCCGGUAUGUGCCAAAGAGAUUAGAGAUAAAAAAUCCUACGAAAAACAUGUACGUUUACACUAUGAGGACAGUGGACCACGCGUUAAAUGUCCUUAUCCCGACUGUGAUAGUUGGCUUAAAGACGAAGACAAUUUAAAACAACAUUUGACGCGACACAAUCCUGAAGGAAUAAUUUAUAAAUGUGAUGAAUGCGGUAAGGAAUGUAAAAAUCGUCGUGCUUUAACGAACCAUAAGCGUUAUGCUCAUUCGAAUACGAUUUUUCAAUGCGAUCAAUGUGAGAAAACAUUUAAGAAAGCUAUUUCUUUAAGAGAACACUUGACCCAACAUACUGGCGAAACAUUGUAUAAAUGUCCUUUUUGUACGAGAACCUUUAACUCAAACGCAAACAUGCAUGCUCAUAAGAAGAAACAGCAUCCUAUAGAAUGGGAAGAGUGGCGUAAAAAUAAACGUGGCAGUGCUCAGAAGUUAAUAAAUAGUAAAAAUCCUUUAACUCAAAAUGAUGAAACUCUAAUGGAAUUAAAUGAUUCAUUACAUUUAUUAUAAUUCGAUGUAAUAAACAAAUUAAUUAAAUUAUGUACAUACACAAAAAA